AUGAGUCACGGCUGCGAACAAAAACGUUCACCACCGCAAUCACUUCAGGCGGCCUGGCAAGUGUACCCCCUUGUGAUUAUACGCCCCGACUCCGCCCCCUCCCCCAAUCCAACCGAUCACAUGUCCAACCUUCAACUGGACAUCCCCCUCUGUUGGUAGGGUCAUGUGACACCCGCGUAAACAACACACCACGCUCUCCUGAGCGGACGCUUUACUCUAACAUACAAGCAGAGAGCCAAAUCAUGGCAACCUGCUCUGUGUACAGAAUAAACCAGUUCGCACAGCCCCUCGACUUCGGGCAUUGAAAGGUUAGAGUUGAUCUCACAUCCCUGACCCCUACAGUAUGCAUAGAUUCUGCUCUCUUCGGAAAAUGGGCGCUACUCAGAUUUAUUCGAAUGUGUCAGCGUCCUUAUUCCGAAAUUACACGUGAUUGCGAGUGCGGGUGUAUUACUCGCAAGCAGAACAGGGGUAUGUCAAGCACCAACCCCCUCCCUCCCCCGCAGCCUGAAUCUACCAACGGGAUUGUCAAUUCUGGUUGUUUUGUCCCGAAUUGCCUCGCAGAUCUCGCCAUUUUAUUUUCUGACUAAGCAAAGUCUACCGCCGGCGGCCGUUGAGUCCGUCCUGCGGCCUUCUGCUUACUGGGCACCGGGCCUUCUAUGUGCAUAUCGGUUGCCAUUUCCAUAAACAUGUCACGCCGACGCAGUAGUGACUAUGUACGUAACUGGAAAAAUCUGUAAUGUUUAGAUCUCGCUUGCGUCUACCUGAUGCUCAGCUUUCAUCUACUCUUCUAGGAUAGCAAUUGGAAUGGUCUUGUUAUCGCCUUUUACUAGACACGCUGGCAGGUCUCCCUAACUUCAUUUUUAUAACCGUUGGGUCACCAUGCCGAUGUAUCCGGCCCCACAAGAAUAAAAAAUUAGCAUUCACACAGUGAUUUUUUGAUGGAGUCACUUGUCUUUGUUUCCCAUAAGUAGGGAACGAGAAUUAGCGGACAUCAUUCUCGAUUUUGAGCUCCAAAUUAUCUUCGCAGAUGCUGGUUACAACCUGUAAAUCACAAAAUCACCAUGAGUGAAUAAAUUGGUCUUUCCCACGAUAAAGACUUUAGUCUUCAGUCGGCCUUGUUUAACGUUCUCAGAUUCGAAACAUUCGGAUUAGCAUUCGGCGUGGCUUGGUCCUGCAGCCCCACCUGAUCGAUACCAUACGGUUAGCUCCUUAAAACAAUCGUGGUAGAUGCGAGUACUCUGACUUUACAAAUAUCACGUGGUUGCACCUUCCUUACCAUUUUAAUCCAGCGAGUGACUGUGCCACGGGGGAAGGAGUAAUUAUAGGUCAGCCUUGGUUGCUUCAGGCAUCAGUUCACACGCGCUUUCCUUUGCGUGCUCCAAGCCCUGCUUGCACCCUCUUUACUAAACUAGUCCAGCGCGUUGCUAAGUAGGUGCGCUAAUUUUACUGCUCGAACGAACUACAAAUCUAUCGGUUCUACCACAAUGGCAUGCACUGCGAAUUACCACGCGGUUCUUUCCGUGGUCUUCCCGUUGUGAUUGCUCCCUCCUUAUCCAACUAAUCUAGCGAGUGACUGUGUCGCGGGAGAAUGGGUAUACGCCACCGUCACGCGCCUCGAGCUCUGCUUGCGCUCUCUUUCCCUUCCUAGUCCAGCGAAUGGUUAUAUUGGGUAUGCUAACUAAUAUUGUUUUAGUAAGCUAACCACAUGCUAUCAAUUAGGCGGGACUGCAGAACCAAAUCCCGCCAAGCAUCCCUCGUGAGUGCACUUGUCUAUCACUUCAGGUCCCUCCCUUAGGGUGCCAGUGGUACAUGCGUAUUCUUUUUGUCCUAGCAGUCGCAUAUCCAAAUCAGUAUAAUUUUUGAUGAGGGUUUUGGAAGGGGAAGUUAAUACUGUCCAUGUUUGUUUCCGAGAGACGCUUCUGUUACUUAAACCCUCGUCCUUGUUAUUCGUACAAAAGUGCCCUCCACCACGUCAAAGACGUCACCGACACGCUGGACGUAGGGAAUUCUGAAUUUCUCUAGUUGCGUUCCCUGCGACUUUCCAGUGGAAGUAUGCGCCUGAAAUGGCUCCACUAACAGUGAAUCUGUCCAACUGACUGCGUCUGGAGGAUAAAUCGGGUACUCAAGCCCUAACCUUGACGGGUGAUGGCCCAGGCUAUAUGCAGGACCAUGUGUCGCUCUUCUAGAUCAAAAGGUCUCUGAGUGUGUGCUAUGCUAGUCUCAGCAAACCAUGGUCCUCGCAGCUUGGUAUACGCUGGCAAUUCCGUGACACCUGGUUCUCUGCCGGUUGAUGCUCUUGCGUUCCCGCUAGAUACACAGGUGGUGGGCAUGGCAGCCCAGUGAUCAUCCUCGCUGCCCUGGGGCCUGUUCGGGUGUUGUUGUUGUCGUCAGCGAAAACUCCUAGUCGUUUGCUGCGUGGACCAAGGUGCGGCUCCGGCCGUGCCAGCCACCCGCGCCUUCCCCAACUUCCGGUCUUCUUGACUCUGUCUUGACACCAGGCCCAUGUCCGUAUAGCCUGUUGGUGCGGAGCACAGUCGUCCGGGUGUGCGUGAGGCGUUACUUUAGGACAACAUUACAUAGCACCACAUGGCGAUGCUGGUGCAGCAUCAUUAAAUUUCUACUUAUGGCCAUAUGGCAGCUCCAGAUCGGGACCGUAAGGCAACUGAACGAUCUAGUUGCCCUUCACAGCCAGAUCGAUGUGCAUUCUUUCAUCACGAAUUUGGACUUCCAUCUAGGAUGGAUGGGCCGGGUCUGAGACGACUUACAUUCCUAAGAGGAUCACUUCCCAACCAUAUUAUACGGUGGCUCCCCUGUGUCAGCCUUGGUCGAAUCGCGAUGCAUGGUCUGUAAAAAUCUGGCGGACACUCUCCCGUCAAUCUGCAACUACCUACCUCGGUUAGUUUUAAGUAUACCUGUAAGGCCGAAAGUUCGAUUAUGAUUUUAUGAAAACUACCGGUCACCUCUUAACUGGUAAACAGCUGUAUGCGAAAAGGCUAUAACAACCCACCACGCCCAACUUCGUAAUGUCACGUGAGGGUUUCGACUGGGGCUCCUGUGCGUGGGUGGUUGGUCGCGCCACGCAAAUAAUGACCGCUCUCCACGGUCUCUAUCUGGCACUCAACACUCAUCUUUCGUCCCUACCGCCCAAGCUGGACUCCGUCUGACGACCACACUCCGGUAACCGCGUAGACCAGUGGACUAAACUAGAUGAGCGUAUACGUUGCUGUAUGCCCCCAACCCCGCUAAUUCUGUUUCCAUGGCCAUCUAUCGCCCCUUACUUAUCUCCCCUCCCUCCAACCAUCUCCGACUUCAAAAUGUCCUGCGGGGAGGGCGACUUGCAAUGCUAUAGGCGACCGAAACCAAAAUCGGGCUGCUUUCCUAUAAAAACAAUCUGUGACACAUAGUGGAGUCCGGCAGCCGUCUGGGCUGUCUCAGCAGCCCUAUUUAGUGACAGCACUGUCCACCACCUACCCGCGGAGAAGGGACUAGAAAGCGUGCUUUUAAAAUGCUGGAAUCACGUUACGUGCACGCAGAAUGUGACUCGCACAGACAAAACUGUUAGUCAAAAAACAGUAACCCACGUCCCCACCGACCCUGCCCCACGCCACAGGCCGCCAGAAUGAGACCGCUCAAUCUGGCAGUCUAGAAUGUUCGUUUCCUUUUAGACAAUCCGAUGAUCAACCGGCCGGAGCUGAGGAUGGCGCUCGUCGCCACAAAAUGAACAUUGCCACUCCCUGCGAGACCCACUUCUCCGAACAAAGACAACUGGAGGAGGCAGAUGCCGGUUACACCUUCUUCUGA
This is a messenger RNA of Spirometra erinaceieuropaei, 3801 nucleotides long. The record is from the annotation of a GenBank genome assembly. NCBI's taxonomy places the organism in Eukaryota, Metazoa, Platyhelminthes, Cestoda, Diphyllobothriidea, Diphyllobothriidae.